Nematocida minor is the source of this 3363-nucleotide messenger RNA. Its product is annotated as cation-transporting P-type ATPase 13A2. The transcript has a single exon. Bases 1 to 3363 code for a protein of 1120 amino acids. Lineage: Eukaryota; Fungi; Microsporidia. Gene Ontology annotation, biological process: intracellular calcium ion homeostasis. The record is from RefSeq and is a predicted model, not a curated record. Gene Ontology annotation, cellular component: membrane. Gene Ontology annotation, molecular function: ATP binding; P-type transmembrane transporter activity; ATP hydrolysis activity.
AUGGGAACAUUUAACAAGGAAAAGAAUAACAGCCGCAUAGUGGGAAGGAAACGCAGGCUAUCCAGAGAAGUAUACUACACUAUUUCUGGGAUGACUUUGGGCUUGUUUCAUGUUCUGUGCGUGUCCUUCCCGUCUGUUAAACUGCAUCUGGAGACCAAAUCCGUAUCAAUAGAGUGCGCUGAUAUACUAAUAUGCGAUGGGAGGUCGUCAGAUGUCUACGAAGAAAAAAUAGAAAAAGAAGACAUAACGGACAUCAUGUACGAAUACGUCAGGAACAAUACGUACAAGUAUGCGUUCGUAAACAGCACACGAAGGGUGUUCAACUGGGUCUCUCAAGAGUACCAUCUCCCCAACGGCGCAGGAUACAUCGAAACACUCACCAGAAAAGAAAGAGAAGUGCUGUUUGGAAAAAAUGAGCUGAUCACCAGACGAGAUGGAUCCUUCCAUCUUUUCUUUCUUUCUCUGUUCGACAGCAUAAACGUCUAUACGAUGUUUGGAAUAAUACUGUGGGUCUACAUCGACUACUACAUAUAUGCCCUCAUCAUUUUUCUGCUUAUGUCGUACAACCUCGUUAACGAAGUAAGAACUGAAAUAAGAAAAAACGAACAGUCUGAUAGAAUAUCAAAAACAAAAAAAAAUUCGUUUUUGCUGCUGCAGGAGAAGAACAAGCCAUCAGAGAUAGUGCUAGUGCAGGAGACAGAUAUAGUCAUGGACGACACGCUCGUCUUUAUUCCGUACUCUGAAGUGCCGUGCGACUGUGUCGUAGUAGAUGGAACAGUGGCUGUGGACGAAGGGUUUGUGACAGGCGAGUCUGUGCCUGUGCUGAAGAAAAAGAACGCAGAGAUAUUGGCAGGAUCAGUUAUUCUGCAGGCGAUCAUUGAGAGCACCCCGGGGCAGUACGAGAUAAACCAUCCAGAGCUGCAGAAGUUCAUAGACUCGAACAACUAUUGUCUUGUGAAGAGUGUGAGAAUAUCGUACGGAUCAGCCCGGGGGAAGGCGUUCAGGAAUCUAGCAGAGCAGAAGCUCACAAGGCCUCCUGUGUAUUUUGACACAAUGAAGAUCAUUAGCAUCAUUGCUGUUAUUAUGGUUCCAUGCGGCAUCUCUGUGUUUGUGUACCUGCAGUCCUUUUUGCCUGCACACAUUCUAAUACUGUACAUAUUCGAUUUGGUGUACGCUUUGGUUUCUCCGUCGCUCCCCACAGCCAUUUGGAUAGGAAUGGCAAUGUGCUCAAGAAGGCUUCUAAGGAAGAAUAUUCUGUGCAAGGACAUUUCGAUAAGCAAUGUGGCAGGAAACAUCAGCAAAGUGUGCUUUGACAAAACAGGCACUCUGACGGAAGAAGGGCUGGACAUAAAGUGCAUAAAUGUGAACGGUGUGGAGGUUUCAUCAAUUGAUGAAAUAUCAGACCCACUUGUAAGGCAGGGUAUCAGCCUGUGCCACUCGGUAGAGAAGAUAGGAGACAGACUGGUUGGUGACCCGUUGGAUAUAAAAUUGCUCCAGUUUGCAGGAGGCAGUGUGGAAUACUCGUCGCACAUGCAGAAGAUCCAGAGAACAAUACAUGCACAAGAGAAGAAAGUAGGCAUAAUCAGAGAAAUAUUUGACUUUGACCCAAAUAUCAGAAGAAUGACAGUUAUUUCUGAAAUCAAUGGGCAGCUGUACGCAUUCUCCAAGGGAUCAACCGAAGCCAUCAGGGACAUAUGUGAAACGCCCCUAUUAGUCACCAAUAGAACGGAAAAUAGUGAUAGAGAUAGAAAUACGCUAGAAAUAAGCAAUGAUGAUACAAUAGAUGGACAUAUCAGCCCUUCUAUAUUACUAGAUAGAGAUACAGCAGAUAGCAGUAUAAACAGGAAUGAAACAGACAGCAAUCUAAACAGGAAUGAAACAGAUGAAAAUGAAAUAGAGAGUAGUUCUAGCCUGAUAAAUAGUAGUCAAGUGAGCAAUAAUGACGAGCUAGUAAGCAAGUACACCCGUGCUGGGUAUAGAGUUAUAUCUCUAGCGUAUAAACCAGUGAAUGAAGUGCAUGUGGACAGAGAGGAUGCAGAAUGUGCAUUGCAUCUGCUGUGCACUAUAGUGUUCGAAAAUAAGCUGAAAUUGAACUCUAGAGACACGAUUAAUAUCCUCACGCAGGCCGGAAUAUCGAGCAUAAUGUGCACAGGCGAUGCCCUGUUCACUGCUGUAUCUGUGGGGAUGCACUGCGGAAUAGUUGAGCACCAUGUCCCUGUGAUAUAUCCUGUCGUGCCAUCUGGCGCCAAACUCUGCAUUGAUGCAGUAGAGUGGGCAUGCAUCAACGACAAUGUUGUUUUUGACAAAGUGCUGAUGAAGGUAAGAAAGGGACAUGACUACAGCUCGUAUAUUGACUAUGCCGUGGCGAUAGAAGGCCAUCUGUUUGAUGUUCUGAUGAAAUCAAAAGAGUACAAAAGUCUACUCCAAAAAAGAUGUAAGGUUUUUGCCAGAAUGAAUCCUUUCCAGAAAAGCUCGGUGGUGGAAAUGUACAGAGAAACAGACUUGGUGUGUUUUGUAGGGGAUGGCGCAAAUGACUGCAAUGCCAUACAGAGCGCAGAUGUAGGGGUCUCUCUUCUCUCCAGCUCAGACAGCGCUGUAGAGUACUGUGCGUCCUCCUAUAUUUCGUACGGCAAAGAAGUGUCGUGUCUCAUUGACAUAAUAAAAGAGGGAAAAUGUGCCCUCAAUACAACCCUCAGCAAAAUAGAGCAGAUUCUGAUCAUAACGAUCUCCCAGUUCAAUGCUCUCUUCAUUCUCCUAUUUAGGCGCCUGUUCAUGUCUGAUAUGCAGAACAUUUACACCGACAUUCUCAUAAACAUUCCGCUUUCUUUGGUCAUGUCUCGCUUCCAAUGCGCGCAGAAACUGUCCAGAAAAAAACCCAAGAAAAGGCUCCUUAAAAAGUCAGUUAUAUACGGAAUAUUCAUCCACUGCAUGACCCACUGUGUCCAUCUGUUCAUUCUCAUGCAGUACAUGCACUAUCUGCACCACACGAACAGUUUGCCGCCCAGAACAAACAGACUUUCGGAAACAUCACAGAUGGCAUCGGGGAUAUUUCUUAUUUCAAACAUACAGGCCCUGUACUCUGGCCUUGUCUACACGCCAGGUGCUCCAUUCAGAGAGAGAAAGAGAGGCAACAAGAUGUUUAUUCUGUUCUAUGCGUUCCACUGCGUAAUGAUAUCUUUUUUACUGGGGUGUGUGAGCGGUGCAAAGUUUGCCGAUGGAUACGUCUGGAGAAAGGGAAGAGAAGUGUUUGAUCUUCUUCCUCUAUCAGGAGCUGCAGUCUUCGGAAUAGUUGGUCUCUCCAUCUCAGACGGGCUGAUAAUAAGAAUGCUGACAUCCGUGAUAAGCAUCCUCCGAAGUACAUAG